AUGGAGUUGAAUACCGUCUUUGUGGUCUACGCGGCCCUCCAGUUCAUCGCGUUCGUCUUUGUGGUGGUGGGGACGCCGAUCGACAUGUUUCGCGUCAAACCGAUGUUUCGGGAGGGUACUGUGCCAUGCUUGACUUUAUGGGGAGGGAAGUUUCACUGUUUCGAUCUCUCGUACGAUUUCAGACCUGAGUAUGUGUUUGUGAACUGUACAAACCGCCUGAUGCGUUUCCGAGUUGCUGAGGCGUUCGCUAUCAUCUCCAUCUUUCUGUACGGCGCGGCGUUCGUCCUGGGCGUCCUCAUGCUGCUCUGCUGCCCUCUCUUACGCUGGAUAUGCCUGGGGCUCAACAUUGUUGGUGCCGUCACCUUGGGCGUUGUCUGGGCUUCCAUGUCGGUGGCCUACACUGUCGAUGAGAUGAACUGCUCAAUGUUGAGUUUUGAGUUUCAUUAUGGUGCCGGCUUCGCUCUCUUCGUGGCAGCCUGGGUGCUGGAUAUAAUUAACAUCUUUGUCGUGGUGCUGUCAAUCUGCACUACGGCUUCCGCUGAAAGUGGCCAGGUGGAACACAAGGAGUGA
Messenger RNA from Leishmania braziliensis MHOM/BR/75/M2904, 570 nucleotides. Its product is annotated as putative amastin-like surface protein. NCBI's taxonomy places the organism in Eukaryota, Euglenozoa, Kinetoplastea, Trypanosomatida, Trypanosomatidae. The transcript has a single exon. The coding region runs from base 1 to 570 and encodes 189 amino acids. The record is from RefSeq and is a predicted model, not a curated record.